AUGGUUCCGACGUACCACGAGUGGAUGCAGGACCCGGAGCUCUUGGACCUCACGGGCUCCGAGCCGCUGACCUUGGAGGAGGAGUACCAAAUGCAGCGGACCUGGCGCGACAGCGAGGACAAGCUGACCUUCAUCGUACUGGAUCGCAGCCUUCCUGCGGAUCCGGCACUCGGCCUCGAAGGCGGAGCAGGAGCCAUGGUUGGAGACGUGAACGUCUUCUUCUCCAAGGCUGGCCUGGUUGAGGGCGAGGAGGAGCUAGGUCUUUACGAGGCUGGCGAGAUUGAGGUCAUGAUUGCUUCGAGCUCCUCACGGCGACGUGGGUUGGCUAAGGAGGCAUUGUCAUUGCUGCAGGCUUACUGCAUCGAGCACCUCAAGACGAAACACUUCGUGGCAAAGAUAAAGGACCACAACGCACCUUCCGUCGCCCUCUUCGAGCGGCGGGGCUACCGUUUCAUUAAGCACGUGGAGGUCUUCCACGAGCUCGUCUAUCAGUUAGACGUACUUCCAGCUGCAAGCAAGGCCGACGAGGACGAGAGAGCGAAAGAAAGGCGGAAUGCUCCUUCAUGA
Messenger RNA from Symbiodinium necroappetens, 567 nucleotides. Lineage: Eukaryota; Dinophyceae; Suessiales; Symbiodiniaceae. The record is from the annotation of a GenBank genome assembly.